Belonocnema kinseyi is the source of this 2803-nucleotide messenger RNA. It is a transcript of the gene KAT2A, whose product is annotated as histone acetyltransferase KAT2A-like. The record is from RefSeq and is a predicted model, not a curated record. Gene Ontology annotation, biological process: positive regulation of transcription by RNA polymerase II; chromatin remodeling. Lineage: Eukaryota; Metazoa; Arthropoda; Insecta; Hymenoptera; Cynipidae. Gene Ontology annotation, molecular function: histone H3 acetyltransferase activity; protein binding. The transcript is spliced from 4 exons. Bases 146 to 2506 code for a protein of 786 amino acids. Gene Ontology annotation, cellular component: histone acetyltransferase complex; nucleus.
AACUUGUACUUAUAUCAUUUUGAGAUAUUUUCAACUAUCUGCGGAUAGUUGUUCACUAACCAGCAAUGAAAUCAAUAUUUCAUUAACCCGGCUGGAGGGAAGUUUUUCGUUGUGGAAAAAAACGAACGGAACCCAACCAGGGAAAAUGUCAGAAGACACCCGAGAGCAGGCCUCUAUUCCCCAACUGCCUCCCAACUCCACCCCCGAUUCAAACUCCUCUCGAGUUGGAGAGCAGGCAAGUCGGCAAAGCAACCAGCGCCGAAUUCAGCAACGAAAACAGCAAGUUUUCGCCUGGCCCCAGUCAAAAAAAUUGAUAAAACUCGCCAACUACUGUGCCUGUCAGGAAGAUGCCUGUAAAUGCAUCGGUUGGCGCGUCAAUCAACCCAUUGUCAAAUCCCCAAAAACCGAUUCCUCCAUCGGCACCGUCGCCACCUUCUCCGACCCGUGUCGCUCCUGUUCUCACCCUCUCGAGAAACACGUCUACCACCUCCUGCAGGAGAGCGACGACGAAAUCAACAAACUCCUCGGAAUGGUGGUCGACGUCGACAACAUUUUCAUGAGCAUGCACAGCGAGAAAGACCCGGACACGAAAAAGGUCUACUACUACCUCUGCAAGCUCCUCCGCAAGGCGAUCCUCUCGCGUAGCAAACCCGCGAUUGAAGGACCUCUAGGUCAGCCCCCUUUCGAGCGAACGAGCAUCGAAAAAGCCGUGACGAACUUUGUCGUUCUGAAAUUCGGCCACCUGUCUCAUCAGGAGUGGCAAGUAAUGCACGACCUCGCCAAGAUGUUCCUCCAUUGUCUGAACCACUGGAACUUCGAAACCCCGAGCGCCUUGCGCAACACAAUUCCUGCUGAUGAGGCUCCCGCCUACAAAAUCAACUACACCCGCUGGCUCGUUUUCUGUCAGGUGCCGGCCUUCUGCGACUCUCUGCCGCACUACGACACGACCCGCGUUUUCGGCCGGACUCUUCUCCGCGCCGUCUUCAAAUCCGUUUGUCGACAACUGAUGGACAAGUGUCACAGCGAGCGGGACAGAAUGUCGCCGGAGAAACGCGUCUUCGUCUUCACCCACUUUCCGCGAUUUCUCUCGAUGCUCGAGGAAGAACUCUACUCGGAGAGUUCGCUUAUCUGGAGUCCCGAGUUCAAUCAGGCGCCGCCCUCGCAUCUGCAGAGUUUCGAUGACGGGGAUCAGCGGGAUUUCGAGAGAUUGUACACAUCCGGGGAGAGUUGUGGCUUGAAGAGGCCACUCGACAAGAGAGGCGAGGUGAGAAUUGACGCGAAGAAGAAGCGAAACGAGGAGCCGUUCGAGGAUCUUCCGGGUGAUAUUAUCGCGGAAAUUGUCGCGAGGAUCGACGAUCCGAACUAUAUGUGUGGACCGGAUGCGGUCUUCUCGACGAAUGUGCCGAGGGAUGAGACCGCGAAGAUGGAGGAGAGCAGAAAAGUGAUUGAGUUCCAUGUGGUCGGCAAUAGUUUGACGCAGCCGGUAUCGAAGCAGACGAUGCUCUGGCUGAUCGGGCUGCACAACGUCUUUUGUCAACAGCUUCCUAAAAUGCCUAAGGAGUAUAUUUCGCAGUUUGUCUUUGAUCCGAAGCACAAGACGCUUGCACUGAUCAAGAGUGGAAGGCCGAUCGGGGGAAUUUGUUUCCGGAUGUUCCCCUCGCAGGGAUUCACGGAGAUUGUUUUCUGCGCGGUGACCAGUCAGGAACAGGUGAAGGGAUAUGGAACGCAUCUGAUGAAUAUGCUCAAGGACUAUCACAUCAGGAAGAAUAUUUUGCACUUUUUGACCUUUGCGGAUAAGUACGCAAUUGGGUACUUCAAGAAGCAGGGAUUCAGCAAGAAUAUUAAACUGCCGAGGCUAGUUUAUCAGGGGUAUAUCAAGGAUUAUGAGGAUGCGACUCUGAUGCAUUGCGAACUGAAUCCGAAGAUUGUUUAUACGGAAUUCUCGGCGGUGAUUAGGAAGCAGAAGGAUAUUAUUAAGAAGCUGAUUCAGCAGAAGCAUCAGGAGAUACAGAAAAUUCAUCCUGGGUUGACUUGCUUCAAGGAGGGAGUUCGAGGAAUUCCGGUUGAGGCAAUUCCAGGGAUUUGUGAGACCGGCUGGAAGAGUUACGGCCAGACAAGGACAAGAGGCAUUGCCAAAACUGUCCAGGGCCAAGAGCCCGUCGAGGCUUGUUUGGACGUGAAAAAUUCGUUGUACAACGGACUGAAAGAAGUGCUCAACAGCGUGAAAAAGCAGAGCACCGCCUGGCCUUUUUUGAAACCAGUCGACAAAGACGAAGUCCCGGACUAUUACGACCACAUAAAGUAUCCCAUGGAUCUGAAAACUAUGACUGAUCGUCUCAAGGACGGAUAUUAUGUGAGUCGAAGACUCUUUAUCGCCGACAUGACAAGAAUCUUCACGAAUUGCAGGUUUUACAAUAGUCGAGAGACUGAAUAUUUCAGGUGUGCCAACACUCUGGAAAAAUAUUUUCAGACAAAAAUGAAAGAAAUUGGACUUUGGGACAAGUAGAUUGGUGGAUUUUCUUUAUUAUUUUUUUCUUCUUCAAAAAUUGACUAAGUUGUAGGCGGCGGAUUGUUUUUGAAACAAUUCUGCCAAUUUUUGUUUGUUAAAAUAUUGUUUUUUGUUAUUAUUAGCCUCGGAAUUUGUGUGCAAACUUUUUUUUUUGGAAAAGCUUUAUUUUUAGGUUUCAAAUCUAGAGUGAUCAAAACUUGAAAAGUUUUUAUUUAAUGAGAUUAUUUUGAGCGCCGGAUGUGUUGAAAUUGAUUUUUUUUCUUUUUUCAAGAAAUCUAUAGUUUCUUUUUUAAU